Molecule: messenger RNA, 2223 nt
Organism: Trichoderma breve
Lineage: Eukaryota; Fungi; Ascomycota; Sordariomycetes; Hypocreales; Hypocreaceae
Product: kelch motif domain-containing protein
Exons: 6
Coding region: 1-2223 (740 amino acids)
Molecular function (GO): protein binding
Source: RefSeq, a predicted model, not a curated record
AUGGCACCUAAACAUACCAUGAGAGCCGCUCUCCUGGCGCUUUUACUGCGUCCCACUCAAGCUCAGUUCAGUAAUUGGGCUGAUAAUCAAAUCAAUACAACAAUAUGCACCUGGUCAGAGCCGAGAGCGGCUCUUAUCCGAAAUAAAAUCUUCAUAGAUGGAGGCAAUAUCUUAUGGCUGCCGGGUUUCAAGGAUGGAUCAACCGGAAGUCCCGUAUCUAACGGGAACAUUCCGGGAUAUAUGCUCACGUAUAAUCUGAGUUAUGCAUUUACCCCAGACACCAACGUCACAGGUCUUUUGCUGCAGCAAAACAUAUCAAAAGCAUUAGGAGGGCAAGGGGUCAACGGCGACACACCAAACUACGUCGACGGCGCCCUCUUAGCUAAUGACGACGAAUUCUUCUUCUAUGGUGGCCUACCGCUUGGAAAUUCCAUACAAUAUGCAGAUCCAACCGCACAUGGCCUCUAUGUCUAUCAGGCCUACCAGUAUGGAGCUAAGAAACCUCUUUUCGAAGCAGGACUUCAUAGAUUGGACAACUUGCCAAACAGUGUGAGCCAGUUUGUCACCUACGGGGGAGACGAGAAAUGGAGCAACAAGACUACUACAGCCAAGGGCCGCGCAAAUCCUGCGCUGGUUUGGGUUCCUGUUGGCACGCAAGGCAUACUCGUCGCUCUUGGGGGUGUCGUCUUUCCAUACUAUGACAAUGCAAGUGACAGGUCUGAAAAUGCCACAGCUAGUGAAUCUCAAAGCCCAACGUUUAUGCGUGUGAUUGAUGUUUAUGACGUCGCCAGUGGUAAGUGGUAUACGCAACCAACUGCAGAUGGGCCCAGCGCCCGAGCUCUUGGAUGCGCUGUCGUGGCCACAGCAUCCGACAGCUCCAGCUAUAACAUCUAUUACUAUGGUGGUACCGAAGGUAUCAACUCCACAAAAUCAUACUACGAUGACGUCUGGGUUCUCUCUCUCCCAUCUUUUACGUGGACUCAGAUCAAUGAUGGCAAGGAUUCCCACGCGCGAGCAGGGCAUCAGUGCUUCACUCCGUACCCGGAUCAAAUGAUGAUAAUUGGUGGGGAGACGACCGCCGUAGGCUCAUCAAUAACAUGUUUGGAGGAUGGGCCUGUCGUCAUGUUCAACUUGACCAGUGGAGAAUGGAUGGACUCUUACGAUCCUACCGUAUACGGCGAGUAUGGCGUCCCUGACAAAGUUCAAGCCGUGAUUGGAGGCAAAGCAUCCGGCGGUGCAACUGCUACCCAACCGGCUGUCUCUGGCUGGGCAACUGCGGAUCUUGGAAAAGUCUUUGCUACGACCUAUGACCAAAAGAAAAUUUCAACCUACUGGCCAUACCCAGCAGCUCAGACGUCCAAUCCUCCAGCAGAAUCGCCGCAGCCGCCAACACCACCGCCCAAAUCAGGAGGGUUACCAUCGUGGGUAGGGCCAGUGCUGGGUGUCAUUUUGGGUCUCAUUGCCCUCACCUGCAUCAUUGUCUUGUUUUGUCUCUGGCGGCGACGAAAGAACCUUAAAAACCGCUCAAGCACCAACACCAGCGAGGAAGCAGGUCGGAGGAUCCUCUCGUGGAUCCGAGGACAACCUCCCAACCACAAGGCCCCGACGGAAACGACAACCGAGGACACACCAGGAAGUCCAGGAAUGCAGGAGUAUAUAUAUCCCAGUUUUACGCCGUCGAAUUCGGCAUCCGUUCCUCCUCAGGUUCACGAGGUGGCUGAUACGCAGUUGGUGGAACUUGAUGAUACGACCCGAGUUGAACUUCAAGAUACAGGGCUAUCACCGAUGGACAUCCGUGCGCGGUAUUCUCACUGGUUCCAAGGCAGGUCCGACGAUGGCUUGCCCAGCCCAACGAGAAGCUCUCUUCGGAGCACUUCUUUAAGGAGCACUUCUCAGCGGAAUACGAUUUCUCCGAUAAAGGACAGAAACAGCGUCAUAUCACAACCUGCUGGGCCGGGCGAGGCUCCUUCUCCCCCAGUACCCGAAUCCAGUGAGAAUGAUGAAAAAUCUUUGCUGCCCACCCCCGAACCGGUCGCCACCCCGGCUGGAGAGGAUAAACAGCCAUCGGAUGAGUCAGCCAGAACUUCAGAGGGCCACGAGUUUGUGGUUUCUCCUCCAACGGCGGAGGAGAACCCUGGAGACGACUACUUGACGGUGAAGAAGUCAUCUUCAAAUAGCCCGACUACUCGAAAAAGUGUGUUCCAGGAACAUCAUGAAGAUUAG